AUGAGUCUACUUAUUAUCUUGGGAAAGGUUUAUGAUUUCUAUAUUGCCAUAGGCUCAUAUAGUGGUGGUGGUGGUGGUGAAGUGAGGAAAGUUCAUAUAAUCUAUUUUCUUAGUCGUAAAGGACGUAUUGAGCAUCCGCAUCUCAUCCGCGUGCAUCAUCUUUCACGCAACGGUGUUCGCUUGAGAGAUGUUAAGAGAUGGCUAUCGGAACUAAGAGGGAAAGACAUGCCCGAGGGUUUUGCAUGGUCAUACAAGAGAAGGUACAAGGCUGGAUAUGUAUGGCAAGAUCUCCUAGAUGAAGAUCUCAUCACCCCAAUUUCUGAUAAUGAAUAUGUCCUCAAAGGAUCAGAAAUUUCCUUCAUCACCUUAUCCAAUGAUCUUAGUUCAUAUGGCGAAAAGGAGGUCUCCAAGCCAAAAAACUCACACCCAUUCAAGGUUGAGAUCGUAGAUUCAAGAAUCCCUUUGGCAACAAAAGCGCAAGAGAAUUUGAUCGAUUUAUCGACAAAAACUUCAUUUGAAAUCGAAGAACUGCCUUCGUUUGGCUCUGAGACCUCUACUGACGACACAACCAAGCAUCAAGAGGAUUAUAAGUUUGUUACCGCGACAAAACAUGAGGAAAUGCAAAACCAAAAGAAAAUUGAGAUUAAUUCCUUCUUGGAAACUUUCUUGAACAAAAACAAGAAUGACAGCAAGAGCAAAAAGGGUGACAAUCAGAAAGGAUCGUGUAGUUCCAAAGCUUCUCCAUCAUCAAAUUAUUCGUUUCGAAAAAGCAGUAGCUACUCAGGCUCGGGAGCGUCUCAUACGUUCUUGAAUCUAAUCACGUGUGGCAUUGUAGACACCAACGAGUCCGCUGUGACCGUGAUGAAUCAAAGGAAAAAUGGCAUAAAUACGAUGAAUGCAUCUUCCAAGAAGGAGAAUCAAGAGGGAACAAAUAUUGGGCAAGUUGUUAAAGGAGAAACGUUAGGGGGAUCUGAGAGGAAAGAGGGAUCAAAAACGAGUUAUAACUUGGGCAGCUCUAAUUACAGCAUAAAGACAUUUCCAGCUGCUUAUAAGUUUGGCAAUGGCCCUUAUUGCUCGCAGUGUGGGAGGCAGUUCAAUCCUGAGAAGCUUCACACACACAUGAAGUCUUGUAGAGGAAUGAAGGCAUUGGCCAAGGCUGCAAAAUCCAAGUCCUAA
Cynara cardunculus var. scolymus (artichoke) is the source of this 1176-nucleotide messenger RNA. Its product is annotated as protein UPSTREAM OF FLC-like. The transcript is spliced from 7 exons. The record is from RefSeq and is a predicted model, not a curated record. NCBI's taxonomy places the organism in Eukaryota, Viridiplantae, Streptophyta, Magnoliopsida, Asterales, Asteraceae. The coding region runs from base 1 to 1176 and encodes 391 amino acids.